CAUGGCUGCUAUCUCCUCCUCUCCUCUCCACUAUGUCAUAAAAUGUGUCAGCAAACACAUAUAUAUUUGGAUACGACAGAUGUCAUUUGCACUUACAGACUAAACAACGGUCACAGCCUACUAGACUGCUCCUUUUAAAUAAUGGGGCAACAGACCAGGAGCAAAGUCCACCUGUAGGCAGCGAGGAAACGCAUGAGGUGAGUGCCUGCAGCGGAGAGCAGCUCAUUCAGCACAAUGGCAAGGACGCGGUUAUCAAGACAGUCACUACCGUCUUUAUAAAUAUUAUUAUUACACUGAAUACUAUUGUGUGAAUAGAGCGUGGAGAUAUACUGUGACUGUAUGACGAAUAUCAAAUGGUGAGUAGUCUGUCUCGCACUUUUCUUUCCAAGGUGUUGACUGGACGAAUAGAAGUGAACUCUAUGAAAAGGUGCAGGCUUUACUGUAGUUGACUUAUUGACUUACCCCUUACGUGAACUGUUCGUUAUUUAGGAAUUUUCAUAUCGUUAGGCUAAGUGGUUUUACAUGAAUGUCCUUAUAAUAUCCGGAAUUACAGCCAAUAUGAACUAUGUUCAGAUUAGUGGAACUUCCAGCUUGCCAACGACAGACACAAAAAACAGCCUAUUAAAACAUGAAAGGUUUGAAAUUACAACCUGAACCUGCAAUCUAUGACAUAGGUAAUUCAAUUGUUUUAUAACGGUGUAGGCUACAACAACGAAUAGAAAUGCUUUUUCAGAAGGGGAAGUGCAGAAAUAUAAUGGAAUUUGUGUCCUGCCAAAGGUUACAAGUUGGCCUCUAUUGACAAUGAAGGACACACGAUUGACAUGGAAAGUUGUUGGGACAAUAUCAAUAUUAAAAUGUGAUAUGACUAGUUUACUCAUACUAUUUAAAUUAAUACAUUUUAAAAAUAUAUAGUCUUUACUUAAAACUAUUUCACUAGCUUGCAUUAAUUUGUGGCAGAAUAUUAUCAUUGCCACAGUUAACGGUCUUUACAGAAAACAAUCUUAGCUUGAGACCCUUUAACGUCCCCCACAGGAUGGUCAUACUUAAAUAUCAGGGGAAAUAGUAUAUUUUGCUUAAACAUAUUUGUAGUUUAAGUUAUCUUUAAAAUUCACAAACCCCACUCAUAGUGCAAAACAGAAUGUAGAGCCACACUAUACCCACAAUAACAGUAGGCAUACCUUUUAUUUGAUGUCCGUAUUCAUUUUAAGCUCUUACAUUAUUCCCAAACUUCAAAUCUUCAAGCACUAUACAGAAAAACAACAGAAACAAGACCCAGAUGAUAACCCAGAUGUAUUUUGAAGGUUUUAAAAAAGUGUGGUGUAAACAUACAUUCUUGGAUUCAAUCAAUGUAUGUCAUUGUUUGAGAUAUUACCCAUAAAAAGUAAUCACCACAUGAUAUUAUUGCUAAGAGCUAAGGGAUGGUAAUCUAUGUCAUGCUUUGGAGAACAUAUUGUUUGUACUUCUAAUUUAUAAUGUUAUGCUAUUUUUCCUCUUUACUUUAGACGACAGACACCUGGCAGCAAUAUUUGCACAGAAUGACAGUAUGUCUUUUAAACAAAAGUUCAGGUGGAGGUGGAAUAAGGGAUGGUAUCAGACAAAAAGUCUGUCAUCUUAUCAUGCACUGAAGCCGCUGGUCCCCGCCCUCUGCCUGGUGGUCAUGGUGAUAUAUGGCCUGGCUGACAAACUAGCAAAUUUUGUUGCCAGCAUCUUCUUCCCUCAGUAUCACUACCCGUAUGCAGUGGCUCUCUGCUUUGUACAGGUUCUGGUCUCUCUCUUAUUCUUAAACCUCCUCCACAUCGUGGGUCUGGUCCCUCUGAAGUCUUACUCCAGGUCCCUGGGUGAGAGGGUUUUGGUUCCCUCCAUCUGUAGCGGCAUUCAUGCCGUGCUGGUUACAUGGGCUAAAACCAGCAGCCCGUAUGCCGGCCUCUUCCCCGUCACUUUGCCUCUGCUGCCUGUUGUAACUGUGGGCUUAAGUUUCUGCCUGAGGCUGGCCCCUCCUCCACCUCGCCGCUUCUCUGUUCUGAGUUCCCUCCUGUGUGCGACGUCCUUUGUGAUCACAGCCUCCCAGGGUGUAGCAGCUGUUACGCCUCUGGAGUACAUGUUUGCACCUCUGGCUUUACUCCUUCACAGUGUGUCUCUCACAUGGCUGGCUAAAGUGUCCAAAACUGAGCGACGCCGCCCUCCUGAUGUCCGAGCCUCCAUUUUUGACAUUUAUUACACCCAACUGGUGAACCAGUGCUGGCUACUGGGCCUCCUGUGGGUGCUGCAUCCUGACAACCCCUGGCACGUGUUGAGUAAAAGCAGCUGGCACAGUUUGCUCUUUCAUGGAUACCUGCUCGCUAUUCUCCUGCUGGGGAUGGCGCUGAACUUCCUGGUUGGUGUAUCGGCUAUGGGUGUCUCACCACUCGCUGCUGCACUGCUACACUCAGCGAGGCAGAUGGCGCAGCCGUACCUGAAUCUUUUGUACAUUCACUCUUAAGGGCUGUGAAAAAAAUGUUGACUUCUUUUGUUCUGUUUCCACACCAUGCAUUAGUUUAAUUUAUUUAAUUCUGUUGGAAACAAAGACAUGAACUGUGCUCCUGAGGCUCUCAUAUAAUCUUGUCAUCAGAGAUUAAACGUAUAGUGUCAGCAGGAGUCUAAAUUAUAUGCAGUAUUUUUAACCAUAAAAACAUAUGGCUAACGUAUAACAAGGUCACGAUUUACACUAAGCUCCAAAUGUCAACCAGUUGUUGUGUUUUAAAUUUCAUUUUGUUAUACAUGUAUUUUUUUAUUAUCAAACUAGUAUUCCACAAAAGGCCAUCCUGCACAGAGUCCUUUUACUUUUGAUACAUGGAGUGUAUUUGGAUGCUAUUAAUGUACCAUUACUGUUAAUACAAGAUUUGAUAUGCUCGACUCUUCCUUGUAAAAGAGGUCAAAAGAGUACUUUAACACUGUGGUAAUUAUACUUAAAAAGCUAACUUAAAGAUCAGAGUAAUUCUAACACUGGUGACAAGGGAUUUUUUGAUCACGCUGUAAACAACAGUCCACUUUGUCACAUUUACUCAACAGGGUAAAAAAAAAUGUUCACGCUCAGAUGGUUGACUGAGUGAAUUUUUAACCAGGGGUUGUUUUGUUUUUUCCCGAAUGUUGCCCAUGAAUGACUCUGACUGCUAAAGUGAGUCAGAUGAGAAUGGAUCACAACAUAAAGGAGAUUAACAGUGCUGAUAGACUUUUUUAAGUGAAGUGAGAAUCUCUAAUCCAUGUUGUUUUAUUAUCGCUCUAAAUGUAUGUACACGUAUUUGAUUAAAAAUAGAGGUCACCAUUUGACGUCUUUACAUGCUCAAACAAAUAUUGUUAAAAAUAUGUCAAAUUACCUAAAAAUGAAAAAAAGAAAUAUUUAAUUUAUUUAAUAAACUACAAAUACACUGAA
Labrus bergylta (ballan wrasse) is the source of this 3409-nucleotide messenger RNA. The record is from RefSeq and is a predicted model, not a curated record. NCBI's taxonomy places the organism in Eukaryota, Metazoa, Chordata, Actinopteri, Labriformes, Labridae.